UCAGUUCAGUACUCCACAUCUAAUAUCUUCACGUGCUUUUCUUAUGCUCGUUCUGUCAAGCUCUGAUCUUGCUUUUUAUUAAUUGUGUUUUAUUUUCUCUUCUCAAAAAGAAAAAAAAAAAAAACCACCUUAUCCGAUUCUUCAAGGUACUAGUCUCUCUUCAACCAGGCCGUUCAAAAGUUUUAUAUAUCUCUAUCAAUAGGAGUCGUUUUGUUCGUUGGUUGACAAAGAAAGCACUAGGCUAUAGCUAGUACUACUAUAUAUACUAUUACUCUUCAUUACAACACACAUAUAUAUACAACUACUUCUAACCAUUCCACCCACCCAAAAAAAGAAAGAAAUUAAAAACACUUAUGGAGAACAACAAGAAGCAAAGUGGUAGUCAUGGAUCCUCUUCAUUGGAUCAUCUUUUUGGGCCCAAAGACUCUUCUUCUUCAACUUCUGCCUCAUCUGGCUUGUACUUUGGCUCUAUUUUCCCACCUCCAUCAACGGUGCUUGCAAAAGAGAAGAAGCGGGAUCAUUAUGGAAAUCAAGGUGGAGGUAGCAAGUACGAAAGAUCAGAUAAUGUGGCUCAUCAAAGUAGAAAAGGUGAAAGUAGUGGCGUGACAAGCAAAGAUUCCAGUUCCAUCUAUCAAAAUGAAACAGUUGAGCCCUGUUAUUUCAAUUCAUCCAUCUACUAUGGUGGUCAAGAAAAUUAUUCUCCCAAGACUACUACUAAUACUAGGACCACUACUCAUGAAUCUCAACAUCCCUACAAGAAAGAUGGAUCUGACGAUGACUCAAAUGGAAAUAAUUCCAAUAGUGUUUCUAGAGGAAAUUGGUGGCAGGGGUCUCUUUAUUACUGACACCUAAGGGUAACACGUGACUCACCACCUGUAACUAGCUAGGAAUGGUCUACGUAUAAUACUAAUUAGUACGACGCCACAAUAAUACUGAUGAUGAAGUACUAUAUAUAUAUAGGGACGUAGAACAGCAUAUCGUAGAGCUAAUACAUAUAUAUACAGUAUAUUAUCGAAUAUCGAUCUGUGUAGCGCUUGUAGGAGCGUAUAAAUAUAUAUAUCAUAUAUAAAUGUUUAGGACUCUUUUUGUUCUCUUGACCAAGCUUUCUUACAUUUACAUAUAUAGAUAUGUAUAUGUUAAUAAAUGUUUUGUUCAGCAAAAUAGAUGUAAUAUUCCCUCGACGAGGAAUCGCUUUCCCGCGUGAGAAACUUUCUUAAUUUCUAGGAUUAACAUACUGGCCUUAUUAGUUUUUCAUGUAAUUUUUCGGAAUGUAUGUUACAAGUUUAAAUAUAUAUAUAUAAUGUUGUAGAAA
Messenger RNA from Cannabis sativa, 1312 nucleotides. RefSeq lists its product as uncharacterized. Lineage: Eukaryota; Viridiplantae; Streptophyta; Magnoliopsida; Rosales; Cannabaceae. The record is from RefSeq and is a predicted model, not a curated record. The transcript has 6 exons. Bases 354 to 845 code for a protein of 163 amino acids.